AUGAGUGUGGGAGGACGGCGCAUUUGCGCCCACUGUCUCUUCACUCUGACUCGAGGCCCGUCGCGCCCUGGUCGCCUGUCCUCACUACGGAGGCCCCCACAGCAGCCGCUGCGCUCACUCUCUCAAUCCCACCUACGCGCCGCCUUUGCUCCUCCGACGCCUGCAUCUCUCGGAAAAGCCGUGCCAGCAAAAGAGUUCAAGAGGACAAGGAAAUGGAUACGAAGAAUCGGUUAUCUCGUCCUCUUCGGAACCGGCGUGUACGUGGCGGACAAGAACUUCUACGCCUCAAGUCUCGCACGAUGCACCCGCACAUUUACCAUGGGCCUGAUCGCCGCGUUGGACUACAAGAUCAACUUCCGGGAGAACCCAUGGUUCGCCGAUGACAUUACAGAGGUCCAUGCCCGGAACGCCACACGGCUGUUCCAUCUUUUGCGAUCGAAUGGCGGCCUCUACCUCAAGAUCGGCCAAGCCAUUGCGAUGCAGACGGCCAUCUUGCCGCCGGAGUUCCAGAAGAUGUUCGCCAAGAUGUUCGAUGACGCGCCGCAGAACAGCUGGGAGGAUGUGCGGCAGGUCAUUAUGGAGGAUUUCGGAGGCAGGACUCCCGAGGAGGUAUUUGGGAUAUCCUUUGAUGGGGAUCCCGAAGCAGGUGUCAUGGAGAGGAAAGCCCGCGCGAGUGCCAGUGUUGCGCAGGUUCAUUGGGCGAGGCUCAAGGACGGGCGGGAAGUGGCCAUUAAGAUUCAGAAGCGGGAAAUCGCACAGCAAGUAGGUUGGGAUCUCUGGGCCUUCAAGGUCGUCACACGGAUCUACACCUGGUGGUUCGACCUGCCGCUGUAUUCUCUCGUUCCGUACAUCACGGAGCGGUUGUUGCUGGAAUGCGACUUCCAGAAUGAGGCCAACAACAGCAAGAACAUGGCGAAGCUGGUCCAGAGCGAACCCCGACUGCGUGACAGGGUGUACAUCCCCAAGGUCUACGACGACCUGACCACGAAGCGUGUCAUGACUGCGGAAUGGGUCGAGGGCGUGCGGAUGUGGGACAAAGACGCCAUCAGUCGGCCCUGGCAAGGCGGCUGGCGCACAGGCAGUCCAGGCUGCCACGGCACACCGCUUGACCCGCCUCAAACGCCCGUCACCACGCUGCAGAAGGAAGCCCGGUCGUACGAUGCGGAGCUGAAACCUGACAGGAACUGGUGGCGAGGCCGGGACGGCAAAGGCGGCCUCGGUCUAGAUCUCAAAGAAGUCAUGACCACGAUGGUCGACCUCUUCUCGGCGCAGAUGUUCCUCUGGGGCACCGUCCACUGCGACCCGCACCCCGGCAACAUCUUCAUCCGACGCCUCCCCAACGGCCACUCCGAGAUCGUCCUGAUCGACCACGGCCUGUACAUCAAGAUGUCCCCUGCCUUUCGGCAUCAGUACUCGCUCUUCUGGAAAUCGCUGAUGACGUUUGACAACAAGACCCUCAAGCAAGUGGUCGGCGAAUGGGGCAUCAACAACGCCGAGAUCUUCGCCUCCGCGACGCUCAUGCGCCCCUACGAAGGAGGCGACCACUCCGUCUCGCGCCGCCUCAAGGGCAUCUCGGAGCAGGAGAAGCGCAAGCGCCAGUACGAGAUGCAGCAGGCCAUGCGCAAGGGCAUCAAGGAGAUCCUCGGCGACGAGACCAAGUGGCCCCGCGAACUCAUCUUCAUCGGCCGCAACAUGCGCAUCGUCCAGGGCAACAACCAGUACCUGGGCUCCCCCGUGAACCGGAUCAAAAUCACGGGCAACUGGGCGUCGCGCGCGCUGGCCGAGGACCGGAACCUCACUUUCACGGAGCGGUGGCGGUAUUUCGGUAGCCACUUGAUGUUCAAGUUCGUGCUGUGGAUGACGGAUGCCUACUUUUACUAUGCCAAGCUGAAGCAGGCGCUCGGCCGGGGCAAGGGCAUGGACGACGACAUGGAGCAGAUGAUGAGAGGCAUGGCCAAGGAUUAUGGGAUCGAGAUGAACCAUUCUGUGUUUGAGGGGUGA
This is a messenger RNA of Cladophialophora yegresii CBS 114405, 2001 nucleotides long. Its product is annotated as Atypical/ABC1/ABC1-B protein kinase. The transcript has a single exon. Bases 1 to 2001 code for a protein of 666 amino acids. NCBI's taxonomy places the organism in Eukaryota, Fungi, Ascomycota, Eurotiomycetes, Chaetothyriales, Herpotrichiellaceae. The record is from RefSeq and is a predicted model, not a curated record.